Messenger RNA from Penaeus monodon (black tiger shrimp), 473 nucleotides. RefSeq lists its product as uncharacterized. Bases 48 to 473 code for a protein of 141 amino acids. The record is from RefSeq and is a predicted model, not a curated record. The transcript has 4 exons. Lineage: Eukaryota; Metazoa; Arthropoda; Malacostraca; Decapoda; Penaeidae.
AUAAACUUACACGAAACGCCACUUAACAACGUUAUAUACUUCCCAGGAUGAUGCAGGCUGCUGUACUCAUAGCUUUGGCUGUGGUGCUGGAUGGGCAUUACCUGAACUUAUCAAUUCAGAAAGACAACAUUUGGUACAAGAGGCACUGGCAAGAAAAUCAGAAGAGUGCAUUUCCAUCGACUGAAAUAUCGUGGAAAACUCACGUACCGUCUGACAUUCAGAUUUCGUCAGAGGAUACAAGCCAAAGCAUGGCAUAUGGAGAUUCGAUGCUGGCGGAAAAAGACCAGAUUACCCGAAAUUUGAAGAGCAAGAAUAUGAGCUUACCUCGUGAUUCCGCCGCAUACAUACAUCAAGCCAUAUUCAGGAGGUCUUCCCCACGUUCCAGCCAAUUAUCCAAGAAAGGCUACACGAUGGACCAAGCCACUUCUUUCCUCAAGAACAAACUCAAACUCAGCGACAUGACUGAACUUUGA